This is a messenger RNA of Epinephelus fuscoguttatus (brown-marbled grouper), 2321 nucleotides long. RefSeq names its product zinc finger protein 3-like. The record is from RefSeq and is a predicted model, not a curated record. NCBI's taxonomy places the organism in Eukaryota, Metazoa, Chordata, Actinopteri, Perciformes, Serranidae. The transcript has a single exon. Gene Ontology annotation, biological process: regulation of transcription by RNA polymerase II. Gene Ontology annotation, cellular component: nucleus. Gene Ontology annotation, molecular function: DNA-binding transcription activator activity, RNA polymerase II-specific; RNA polymerase II cis-regulatory region sequence-specific DNA binding. The annotation marks the transcript as partial.
UGUGGCAAAUCCUUUGCACAGUCAGGGACCCUAAAACACCACCAACGUAUUCACACAGGAGAGAAACCGUACAGCUGUGAUCAAUGUGGCAAAGCCUUUGCACGGUCAGGGGCCUUAAAAUACCACCAACGUAUUCACACAGGAGAGAAACCAUACAGCUGUGAUCAAUGUGGCAAAGCUUUUGCAAAGCUAUGGACCUUAAAAACCCACCAACGUAUUCACACAGGAGAGAAACUGUACAGCUGUGAUCAAUGUGGCAAAGCCUUUGCACAGUCAGGGGUCUUAAAAAGCCACCAACGUAUUCACACAGGAGAGAAACCGUACAGCUGUGAUCAAUGUGGCAAAGCCUUUGCACGGUCAGGGGCCUUAGAAUGCCACCAACGUAUUCACACAGGAGAGAAGCCGUACUGGUGUGAACAAUGUGGAAGAUUGUUUGCCCAGUGCAGUCAUUUGAGAUCACACCAAUGCCAGCAUGCAGGAGAGAACCCGUACAGCUGUGACUAGUGUGAGAAAGCUUUUAUUGAACGGUAUGACCUAAAAAUCCACCAACAUGUUCACACCAGAGAGAACCCGUCCUGAUGUGACCAAUGUUGGUAGUGACAUUAAAACCCACAAAUGUGUUUACCCUGCAUUGUUUUGGACAUUUUCAGGGCCAGGCAAACAUCUUCCUACUGCUUCCUCCCCAUGCCCUGAUAGCUGUGUUGAUAUCUUACUUUUGUCUUUGAUUAUUUUUAUCUGUUUUUUUUAUUUCAACUGUAACCCCAUGUUGGACCACCAGAUUCCUCCCUGUAGGACUCCCAUGUGUGAGAGCUGAUGUAGAGGCAGAUAAUGUAUUGUUCUAUAUCAAAUGUGAAAAUAAUGUCAGUUGCAAAAGGUCUUAGAAACAGUUGACCAGAUGUCAGAUUUCACAAUAGGAAGGACUCCUUAUAAGAAGUUGUUUUUGAAUACUGUCGAGUUGUUGUACUUUGGAGUUACUGGGAAGGACUCAUUUUAAAGAGUUGUUUUUGUAAUGUUGAGUAAUUCUUGUACAAUCACAACCAACCUUCUACAACCAACAGAGAUAUGUCAACUACACAUUUGAGGUUCUUAAGCCUUAAGUCUGCAACUGCAUGAAACCAGUGCCCUGGCGUGAUAGAAUAGGCAAGCUUUACACUGGAUUUUAGCAGAAAUAAGGAGAGUAUGUAAAAUGUUCGGGACACUCUGUUGUACAUUUAUUUCGAAUAACACUUCGCCUGAUGGAACACUUUCUGUUGCUAUUUAAAGCCUUAAAAUCUGAAAUGACUGAAAAUGCUGGUAAGAGUGGAAGAAUCAAGUGGGAUGUGUUAGAGGAAAUUUUUGGAAAAUGGGGAGCCGUUUUGGCUAAAACAGGGAUAAUUGUACUGAUAGUACUAAUUCUGUUUUCCUUAUUGACAUGUUGCAUCAUGCCUAUCCUGACGAAAUGGUGUGAGAGAGCGAUGGACAAGAAGCUGAACCUUGUAAUGGGCAUACAAGGAGCACAAAUGCUAAGUAUGCUAACCCCUGAACCAUUGGUGUGCAGAGUCCUUCUGGCAUAGAGGGGGGAGGAAAUACCAGAUUUAUUCCCAAUUCCUGAUUACAUAGACAAAUUCAAAUGACGAGGAGGAACUGUGAGAGAGAGAGAGAUAAACAAUGGCUGAUACUCUCUCCUGGAAGAGAGGACGGGGAAUAUAUACACCACAACCACAUACAAGAUAUCACAUAAACAAGAGACUGUGAACAGCAUACUCCACCAAUACCACUUUUUCCUUCCCGAUACCGAUUCCGAUCCCUGAACCUUAGGUAUUUGCCAAUACCGAGUACCGAUCCGAUCCCAGCACGCAAUGUCUCAACUCCUAAACCUCUAUGUAAAAUAUUAAGAAAUAAAUACACAAUAGUAGAAUGAAUGCCAUGAAACUUUUUUUUAUUAUUGUGAUUUUAAAGACGACAGUAGAAUGCUUUUUAACUCCGCUCCGUUUCCAUUUCGUUUGCCUGUAGUGUGUGUAUGUGAAAUGACAUGAGGCAUUACGUGGUAUCGGAUUGGUCAUAGGCUGUACUCGCUGACACCUGAUACCGCAUUUUAGGCAGUAUCAGAGGCAUUUCCGAUACUGGUAUCGGUAUCGGUACAACUCUAGUUUUUCGCCUCCAUCAGUUGAAGUGUUGAUGGAUGCUAAAAAUACACACACACUCACACAAACGAACAGACGCCCACUCACUCAGAUAGCAUAAAGGUUUCUGGAAGUUGUAUGAGCAGGGCUGUUUCUGCUGUGUCCGCUGUUGACUACGACCUGUAUUGUUGAGUUGUACUUUGCAAUUAAAGUAAUCUC